Passer montanus (Eurasian tree sparrow) is the source of this 2459-nucleotide messenger RNA. It is a transcript of the gene ST3GAL4, whose product is annotated as ST3 beta-galactoside alpha-2,3-sialyltransferase 4. Gene Ontology annotation, molecular function: sialyltransferase activity. Lineage: Eukaryota; Metazoa; Chordata; Aves; Passeriformes; Passeridae. Gene Ontology annotation, biological process: glycolipid biosynthetic process. Bases 125 to 1405 code for a protein of 426 amino acids. The record is from RefSeq and is a predicted model, not a curated record. The transcript is spliced from 14 exons.
GAGCCCGAUGCCAGUGGGAGGUUGGAACUCGCCCGCGGUGUUGCACAAGCCGGAGCCCCGGGAGGAUCCUCCGGCCGGGUUUGAGCUGCUUGCGACAUCGGGUGGUUCUUAAAUUUCUUUUAAAAUGGAGCCUGGCUUUUGCUCUCUCCCCCCUCGGGAGGUAAUUUUAACCGAGGGAGGCUGGCGCCGGCGAUGGAGCACCGAGGGACGGACGGACGGACGGCUGCCUCCCCGCAGGGGAAGAGAGGACGGCCGCGUAGAUCCCGCCGAGCUGCCGCCUGCCCCGCCUGGACCGAGAGGACGGGCCGCCGGGAUGGGUGGAUCCAAGGCACUGGAGGUUCCCCAAGUGACCAGCCACGAUGAGAGCUCCGGCCCCUGCCUGAUCCCUUGCCUGCUGAUAAAAAUGAUCAACAAGUCUCGAGGGAAGAUACUCGGGGUGCUGGCGCUGUUUCUGGUGAUGGUUUGGUACUCGAUCUACCGGGAAGACAGGUACACACAGCUCUUUUAUUUCCCCGUGCAAGAAAACAACAAGACAACGUGUCCCCUUGGGGAGGUGGAAAAGAAAGCGGCGCAGCUCAUCGGGAACUACACGAGGGACCACCCGCUGUUCUUGCAGCUGAAGGACUAUUUUUGGGUGAAGACGCCGUCGCUCUACGAGCUGCCCUACGGCACCAAGGGAAGUGAAGACGUCCUGCUGCGCCUGCUGUCCAUCACCCACUACUCCCUGCCCGAGAGCAUCCAGAGCCUCAAGUGCCGGAGGUGUGCCGUGGUGGGCAACGGCCACCGGCUCCGCAACAGCUCCAUGGGGGACACCAUCAACACCUACGACGUGGUGAUCAGGCUGAACAACGCCCCGGUGCAUGGCUAUGAGCAGGACGUGGGCUCCAAGACCACCAUGCGCCUCUUCUACCCCGAGUCAGCCCACUUCGACCCCCGGGCCGAGAACAACCCCGACACGCUGCUGGUGCUCGUGCCCUUCAAGCCCAUGGACUUCCAGUGGAUGGAGGCCAUCCUUAACGACAAGAAGAGGGUUCGGAAAGGGUUUUGGAAACAGCCCCCAUUGAUCUGGGAUGCCAACCCGGAGCAAGUGCGCGUCCUCAAUCCGUACUACAUGGAAGUAACUGCUGCUAAACUGCUCAACCUCCCCAUGAAGCAACCACGGAAGAUCAAACAGAAGCCCACCACAGGGCUGCUGGCCAUCACCUUGGCACUGCACUUCUGUGACCUGGUGCACAUCGCGGGCUUUGGCUACCCCGAUUCGGCCAACAAGAAGCAAACCAUCCACUACUACGAACAGAUCACGCUCAAGUCCAUGGCUGCGUCGGAGCACAACGUGUCCCACGAGGCCGUGGCCAUCAAGCGGAUGCUGGAGCUGGGACUCAUCAGGAACCUCACCUACUUCUGAGGGCGGUGGGGCCGUGCAGGGACACCGUCCCCAGGGCGAGGAGACACCGUCCCCAGGGCGAGGAGACACCGUCCCCUUCAGCGAGGAGACACCGUCCUGUGCAGCGAGGGGACACCAUCCCCUUCAGCGAGGGGACACCGUCCUGUGCAGCGAGGGGACACCGUCCCCUUCAGCGAGGGGACGCUGUGCCGGCAUGGCUGGAGUGACGAGGGCAGAGCAUCGUUGUCACCGCCGCCACCACGGCCUGGGACUCCUGGAGCAGGGCCGGGCUGGGGGCCGCGCUGGACCGCGGGUGCCGGGGUGGGGCAGCUCUGGGGGUGCAGGGGGCCCGGCGGGGCCGUGGCCCAGCGCCUUUUCUACUGACGCACUGAAGCUACCGAGGACUUGGAGGGGGUUUUUGGGGUAGGGGGUCCUCCCUCCCAGCGGGCCUGAGGGGGUGAGCCAGGGCAGGAGCCCUUGCCCUGGACGUUCUCUUUCCCUUAAUUCCCUCAUACACUGACGAGGGCCCUGCUGAGGGGCUGAUUUUGGGGUCCUAGCCCCUCCCCGCCCAGGGAAUGGGAGUCUUUGGAGGCUAAUGUUGCCUCCUCCCUGCCCUGGACCUCCUCCCAAAUAUUUAAUUACCUCCCCUUUUUUUUUUUUAUUUCCUUUUUUACUUGGCGGCCCUGUCCUGUGCCUUAGCGCUGGCGUAGGGACUCGUCCCCACAGCCCCCCUGGGUGGGGGCACCCUGAGGUGCUUGGCUUCAGGGUCUGCCAGGGCCCUUUGGUGGUGCAGAUUAAUUUAAUUAAUUUAAAUGCUUAUUUAUGGUGGAGCCAUCACCCAGGGCCCGCAUGCCACUGGUGUCAGGGACAAGGGGCCUUGGGUGGGCUGGUGUUUGCUUGGCUCCAGGGGUGGGCAUUUGGGAUGUCCCCCAACCAUGGAGGGGUUGACUGGUGCCUUCUCCCUGCUGGUGUAGGGUCCCCUCUGCCCCCGUGGGGCUGCAGGUGUUGGGGGGACCCAUGGAUGGGGGUGUUGGGGCUCAUUCUGGCACCCAAUAAAGUCCUGGUGAGGCUGGGA